Molecule: messenger RNA, 1673 nt
Organism: Dacryopinax primogenitus
Lineage: Eukaryota; Fungi; Basidiomycota; Dacrymycetes; Dacrymycetales; Dacrymycetaceae
Exons: 7
Coding region: 267-1673 (468 amino acids)
Source: RefSeq, a predicted model, not a curated record
CGCUCAACACCCCCGAAACCUGCAACAAGUUGCCCAGAAACACACGGUUGCCAAACGAACGAUGUCAAAACAAUGAAAAUGUAUUAUACAACAAACACGUCCCACGGCGCCGUUUCAACCUGUAGUCCUGGAAUGACAUAAAACAGUUCAGUCGAGUGUACACAUCCACCAGCUGCGCUCACUUCUCUCCUCUCCUCCCCUGUUUACAAGUUUACAAGGUGCUGGUCACCUCUUCAAGUUCCUAACAUUGCCAACUCUUUCAACACAUGAUCAUCAGCAAGACCGUACUUCUAACAUGGCUUUUCGCCGCAUUCAUCGUUUCGGCUUCUCCCCUUCUCUACCUGGCACCUAGAGGAAACUGGCUCGAGGCAGGGGACGCUCCUGCCCUGUUGGGUAGAGCUCCCCCUGCCUCGGGACAUCCCAAGUCCUCAAUGCAUGCUUCUGUCUCUUCUACCCCUCUUCCGGCUUAUUCGAAGAAAGACCCAAACCCUGGAAACACCCCAGAGAAGAAGAGCACAUCCUCAGUGCAUGAUGAUACCGCUUAUUCGAAGAAAGGCCCAAACCCUGGAAACACCCCAGAGAAGAGCAGGGGUCUAAUUCGUGAUUUCUUCCACAAAACGUUUGGGAAGAAAUCGGGACAACCCACAUCCCCAGUGCAUGAGGAUACCGAUUAUCUUCCGGCUUAUUCGAAGGAAGACCCAGACCCGUCUCCUCCGUACCCAGGGAAGAAGAGCAAGGGUAUAAUUCGUGAUUUCAAGACCGUACUUCUAACAUGGCUUUUCGCCGCAUUCAUCGUUUCGGCUUCUCCCCUUCUCUACCUGGCACCUAGAGGAAACUGGCUCGAGGCAGGGGACGCUCCUGCCCUGUUGGGUAGAGCUCCCCCUGCCUCGGGACAUCCCAAGUCCUCAAUGCAUGCUUCUGUCUCUUCUACCCCUCUUCCGGCUUAUUCGAAGAAAGACCCAAACCCUGGAAACACCCCAGAGAAGAAGAGCACAUCCUCAGUGCAUGAUGAUACCGCUUAUUCGAAGAAAGGCCCAAACCCUGGAAACACCCCAGAGAAGAGCAGGGGUCUAAUUCGUGAUUUCUUCCACAAAACGUUUGGGAAGAAAUCGGGACAACCCACAUCCCCAGUGCAUGAGGAUACCGAUUAUCUUCCGGCUUAUUCGAAGGAAGACCCAGACCCGUCUCCUCCGUACCCAGGGAAGAAGAGCAAGGGUAUAAUUCGUGAUUUCUUCCACAAAACGUUUGGGGAGAAAGCAUCGGAUCGUCCUUGGUACACGACACAUCUUAAACAACUCGCUAAACAGCAUGCGGAAGACGGGAAUCAUAAGCUUGCCGCAGAUGCGCACCGGGCCUUGGGAGACUUGCAUGCGAAGAGUGCUCAGGACUAUCACGAACAAGGGGAUCUGGAAGCGGCGGCUCAGCUGCGUGAGGCAAGUAAGAAGUCGCUACAGAAAGCCGAGAAUGCCGACCUCGAGGCCAAGCGGAAUCCCGCACAACAACCGAUCUCCAAGAAGGCCGAGGAGCUGCAGAACCAAGUAACGUUGGGACAUUCCUUGGAGGCUGUGGUGGAGCACCAGAUCAAACGACCUGACUAUCGCGGUACCACGUUGGACGAAGCUUACUUCAAAAAGAACUUUGGGAAACUUUCUGCCGCGUAUCAUCAUGUAUGA